CACAGGAGCUACUGGGAGGUGAUGCAGGCUGCAAGGCACCCGUUGCAGGAUCGUGUCCUGCGAUGUCAUGAACUGAUCCUGUGGUGGCCCGUGCUGUGAAGUGGGAUGACGUGGGUUGCGUUGCAUUGCGCUUGCAGUCAUGAUGGCUUCUUCCGCGAUGAUCCGAUGCCCUGAUGCCCUGCAAUGAAUGCAUCUGCGCUCUGUUUCGAGACACGGGUGGAUCAACUACUUCUUUGGAUACUGCGCAACUGGGUGGUUUCAGGAGACAUCGGCUCCCUCUUUUCAACAGCUGGGACACUUUCCUCCUUCACACCCAAUAUCACCUGGAUUCCUCCCAUCGAGGUCCCCUAUCUCUUGACAGCGAUACAUUAAAAGGCCAUUCUUUCCCAUGCAUCGUAGACAUCAUCCAUGAAUAUCUUCUACUAGAGAGAUAUCAUGAUCUUCUUGAUGAUAUCACACGGAGCCCGAGCUUUCUGUACGUUUCCCAAAACGGCAUUAAUGGAUGUUUCAAAGUCGCGUCGCGCGUUGCGCGUUUCGCGUCGAGCGGCCACCAAUCAAUGCCUGACGGCCUCAGGAGUCGAUCGGUGCCUCAUUGUAUGCAAUCUCAAUCAACGCGAUCUCACAACGUCCGUCAUCAAUGAGACAGACAAAGCCAUCUUCCAGCCAGUGAGUAGGCGAGCAAGCAAGGAUCGUGCAUAGGACCUGUGAUUCUGAACAGAAGCGAGAUCCCAGAGCGCGUCGCGA
Messenger RNA from Aspergillus saccharolyticus JOP 1030-1, 744 nucleotides. RefSeq lists its product as uncharacterized. NCBI's taxonomy places the organism in Eukaryota, Fungi, Ascomycota, Eurotiomycetes, Eurotiales, Aspergillaceae. The transcript has a single exon. The record is from RefSeq and is a predicted model, not a curated record. The coding region runs from base 174 to 641 and encodes 155 amino acids.